UUUUAGUUCUUUUUGGAAAUUUGCAAAAGCAGAAAGUUCAAAUCCUGGCCUCAAAUAUUCAUGUUUAUUGUGCUUUUGGUUGUAACAAUGAAAUCCUUUGGCUGGUUUAAUACCACAGCGACAGCAACUGCAACAAUGAUGGCGCUAGCAACAUCCAGUCAUGCAAAUCCUGAUGUUAUCAACGCUUUAUCUAUUGAUAACAAUGGACACCUUAAGGACAGAAUAAAUGACAAGAACAAAAUAACAGUUAUAUUCGACAUGCAUUUACAUUUUAAUGAGAUCGAGAAUAUCGCAAGAAUGUACUGA
Loa loa (African eye worm) is the source of this 306-nucleotide messenger RNA. RefSeq lists its product as hypothetical. Lineage: Eukaryota; Metazoa; Nematoda; Chromadorea; Rhabditida; Onchocercidae. The record is from RefSeq and is a predicted model, not a curated record. The transcript is spliced from 2 exons. Bases 61 to 306 code for a protein of 81 amino acids.